Messenger RNA from Cavenderia fasciculata, 750 nucleotides. RefSeq lists its product as uncharacterized. Bases 1 to 750 code for a protein of 249 amino acids. The record is from RefSeq and is a predicted model, not a curated record. NCBI's taxonomy places the organism in Eukaryota, Evosea, Eumycetozoa, Acytosteliales, Cavenderiaceae. The transcript has a single exon.
AUGUCACCCAUUCCAUUAAACUCUAGUGAUGUUUUGUUUCAUUGUCCAUCACCAAAUCAUUCACCAACCACCAACAAUAUUAAUUUAGAUCAGGAGGUGUCUGUUCAAUUGAACAGCAGUAUCAGUAGCGGCACAAAUUCAUUAACAUGUUUAGACCAUGUUAAAAACCAAUCAAUUCUUCUUCAUAGUCAUCAAUCAAAUAAUAAUAACAACAUUAAAUUCAAAAAUACAAACAACAACAACAACAAUAAUAAUAACUAUGCCAACACCAACAACACACCAUCAUCAUUCUCAUGUUUCAACCAUGUUGAAUCAUUCAUUUCAACCAACAAUCAAACAAAAAAUAUUAAUAAUAAUAACAACAACAAUUAUUCCUCUUCCACAGACAGACAACCUUUUCAUUGUUCACCAACCAAUAAUGGUAAUAAUAUUACAAUCUUUGUCAAUCACUUCAAUCCACAGCCAUUAAAUAAUACAAAUAAUAACAACAAUAUAUUAUAUGUCACAAUCCACUCCUUUUUUACCUCUUCAAUGCACAUACAACCCCCUCAUUGUUCACCAACAAAUAAUAACAUUCCAAUUACAACAAAGAAUAAUCAUAAUAAUAUUACAAUCUUUACCAAUCACCCACAAUCAUUCACCAAUCAAUCAUUCAAUCAUCACCAAUCGGCCAGUCAGUCGCCCGUCCCAAAUCCAGUGAUCAAGAGUACCAGUUUCCAAGCAACAAUCACCAUUCGUAGACCAACAUAA